Messenger RNA from Austrofundulus limnaeus, 2785 nucleotides. RefSeq names its product prolyl 4-hydroxylase, transmembrane b (gene p4htmb). Gene Ontology annotation, cellular component: endoplasmic reticulum. Gene Ontology annotation, molecular function: procollagen-proline 4-dioxygenase activity; iron ion binding; L-ascorbic acid binding. NCBI's taxonomy places the organism in Eukaryota, Metazoa, Chordata, Actinopteri, Cyprinodontiformes, Rivulidae. The record is from RefSeq and is a predicted model, not a curated record. The coding region runs from base 477 to 2000 and encodes 507 amino acids. Gene Ontology annotation, biological process: peptidyl-proline hydroxylation to 4-hydroxy-L-proline. The transcript has 9 exons.
GCCAGAGGUCAGCAUCGUCCUGACAGACUGUUUCUGUCAGCAGCGGACCAGAUCAUCUGCUAAAACGCACCCUGGUUUUGUUGUUUUUCCAUUCAACUUCUCGUUUUGUUUUGAUUUUUUUACGAUUUCAGUCCUAUUCUGGUUUGGUUUCGGGUCAGGUUUAAGGGAUAGUGUUUCCGCCGUGGGUUCGGAUGCGCAGUGCGCUGCUGGCUGCUGCAGUAAACCGAGCCAUCCGAACCUGCAGCGCAGAGAAUAAUCACACACUUUCUGGUUGAACUGGACUUCACUUAUGAGGGRUAAACUGACCCGAUGAGACAUUUCUAAGGAUUCCCUGAUCCUUUUUCAAAUUAAACUCAGCGCUACCCAGCAUCAUCUACUUUUCUGCAAGAGAAGCGCGUUUCAGCUUAUUUUAUUUUUUUUAAUCUCUUGAUGGCUUCAGCUGCGAAGGAGCCGUCAGCUCUUUAAACCUCCACAGAAUGACGGACACCCAGGAGACCGCGGACGCCGAGGACCUGGCUCCGUCUGGCCGGGGCGGGAAUGUCGAGCUCCGGCCGCCGUGCGAUCGCCUCCCCGGCCCCAAGAGCAGCGUGUGCUCCCGCUCGUACUUCGUGUUGGUGAUGGUGUUUUUUCACGUCUACAUCAUCAAUGUCAUAGCGCUGCUGUUCUACGUGCACUACAGCAGCGGGCAGGAGGACGCGGGCCGGGGUCGUGACGCGGCUCCUCCCAGCGACGGCCGCCUCCUCCAGCGCCCCGCCGCCGCCGCCGGUGCCGCGGGCUCGAGACGUCCGGCGCCGUCCAAACCCGACUUUACGCGCGACGUUUCGCUGACGAGACUCGAGGGAAUCAGGGUGGGACACGUGCAGAAGGUGUCACUGGUGCCGGGCAAGGUGCACGAGAUGCGGACUCUGAGCCUGAAACCACUGCUGUUUGAGAUCCCUGGGUUUUUGUCCGCUGAUGAGUGCCGUGUGGUGAUGCAGCUGGCCCAGCUGAAGGGUCUGAUGGAGAGUCAGCUGAUGGUCCAAGAAGGUCAAGAAGAACUGGCCAAAGAGCUCAAUCUCAGCCCAGAGGAGAUAUUUAACCUUCUUGAUAUUAACCAAGAUGGACAACUGCAGCUUCAAGAGAUAUUGACUCAUUCUCGGGUGAGGGAUGGCAUCUGGCUCACUCCGGAGAAUCUACGAAAAAUUUACGCCGGGCUCAAGGCUGACAAGGACAAUAACGGUUUGCUGAGCCUUGAGGAGUACCGGCUCCUCAGCGGUGAUGCCUUCCAGCGCUUUCUGCUGCAGCAAGGGGUGAAGAGGAGCCAGCUGGUGAGGAACAGCAGGCACACCUGGUUGUAUCAGGGCAAAGGAGCUCACCAGGUUCUCCAAGAAAUUAAGCAAAGGGUGACUCRCCUCACUCGAAUGCCGUCCGCACUUGUGGAACUCAGUGAACCACUUCAGGUGGUUCGUUAUGAGGAGGGGGGGCACUACCACGCCCACCAAGACAGCGGGCCUGUCUACCCCGAGACAGCGUGUUCACACACACGCCUCGCGGCCAAUACCUCCACGCCUUUCGAGACGUCGUGCAGGUACAUCACAGUUCUCUUCUACCUGAACUCUGUUGAUGGGGGCGGGGAGACCGCAUUCCCUGUGGCAGACAACAGGACCUAUGAUGAAGUGUCUCUCAUACAGAACGACGUGGAUCUCAUGGACACCAGAAGAAACUGUGAUAAGAGUAACCUGAGAGUGAAGCCCACCACAGGGACAGCUGUUUUCUGGUACAACUACCUCUCUGAUGGAAAAGGUUGGGUCGGAGAGCAGGAUGAGUAUGCUCUGCACGGAGGCUGCGUGGUCACCCRUGGCACAAAGUGGAUUGCCAAUAAAUGGAUCAACGUUGAUCCGGAUUACCAGCGGCAGGCUCGCUACCAACAGCUGGUGUCCCAGCUGCCUGGAGAUGAAAAUGAUGAAGAAUCGGCUCAGAACCCAGAAACACACAGUUCCAGAAUUCAUCAAGAUUUGUAGCUCAAACACCAAAUAAUUACAAAUGUAAAAAAAGAUAAAAACGUCUUCCUAGUCUUCCUCCGUCCUCUGCACAACAUUUUAGUUAUCAUCCUCUGUGGCUGGUUUGUAGAUACAAGAUUUCAGGGAAUGAGGYCACAGUGGAUUUUUGAAAAAAAAAAAGUAAAAAAAAUAGAUGCUUUUAGAUACAUUUUUAAAAUAAACAGUUUUAACCUUAUUUCCAGUUUUAGGAGUCUUGCACUAGAACGUAUCCCAAUGAGUUGUGAUUUAAAACUGUUAAUGUGGGGUUUUAGUGACAUCUAGUGGCAAAAUGUGACAUUACAAGCAGAUUAUUGUUCCCCUCUCAAUUUGUGUAGGAGAAAUGAGGUUUUCAAGAAACAGAUUCCUUAUACACUCAUAUUAUUUUUCUGCCACUAGAUUUCCCUAAAUGAUCCAAACAGAAAUUAACACACAUCUUUGCAUGCUUUAUGUUAUGUCGUAACAUAACAUGCUUAUGUUGUGUUACGUCCCGGCUUACGCUGAGCCGUGUCGUAACACUUUUUCUCAACACAUUUUGCUGUUGCUGUGAGAAAACUGUUUGCACUAGAAUACUGCGAUGGCUGCCAUUACCAAAAGAAGCUCACACUCUGAGUGUGAUGCAUGAUGYCUUGCCUUUGUUCCUUCAGUUGUAUGAAUGCACAACGAAUUAAAAUGCACAAGAUGUCCAGAUUCCUUUUUGUUUAUUUAUCAAGUGAUUGUUUCAAGUGCACACUCUCGUUUCUUCACCAAAUAAAAUUAAAUUAAGCUAA